AUGGCCCGGGGAGAGCCUGUGGAUGUCUCCUCGUUCGCAGCGACCCAACUUGCGCUGCUUGACCAGGAGCUGCAGAUUGAGAUUCAAGAAACUGGCACGCUGGUCUCUAGCCAUACGCCCACGGCUCUGCAGCGGGCGGGCCUGGCCAUCACCAAUCUCACAGUGUCUUCGCAGCGAACCGGCCUCGGAGGCAGGACGGUGCUCGAUCUCGGCCCGGAUGCGGCGACAUCUACCACUGGCGACCUGCCCGAGCAUGGCAUCCGGACGGGCGACAUUGUCCUCGUGGCGGAGCAGCCAGCAGGCAGUGCCAAGAAGCGAGAGAUCAAGGAUCUCGAGAGCAAGGGGGCCAGAGGUGUUGUCAUCAGGGUCCAGAAGGGAAUAGUUGCCCUUGCUCUGGACGAGGGCAAGGAUGAGGUUGUGUUCAAUGGUCGAGUGUGGAUUGUUAAGCUGGCAGAUGAGGUGACAUAUAGAAGAAUGAAGCAGACUAUGGAGAAAUUGCAAAACAUGACCGAGCCGGAAUACUCGAGUUUUGUUAGGGUGCUUUUCGGCCUGUCUACUCCCUCGCCCGUCCCUAAAGACUAUUCUAGCGAUGGCGAUCUCGGGAAGAUCGAAUGGAUCAACCCACAGCUGAAUGAUUCCCAAAAAGUGGCCAUUCAGUUCGCGCUGGCCUCUCGCGAGGUGGCGCUGAUCCACGGACCUCCAGGGACUGGGAAAACUCAUACUCUGAUCGAGCUGAUUCUACAAAUGGUCAAGCGAGGGCAGAGGAUUCUGGUCUGUGGGCCGUCCAACAUCUCCGUUGACAACAUCGUUGAGCGCCUGUCCCCACACAAGGUCCCUAUCCUUCGACUUGGUCAUCCUGCCCGCCUCCUCCCGUCGGUUCUCAACCACUCUAUGGAUGUCCUUACCCAGACCUCCGAGGCCGGGGCUAUUGUGAAGGACGUGAGGGCAGAGAUGGACGCUAAGCAGGCAUCCAUAAAAAAGACCAAGAGCGGGCGGGAGCGAAGAGCCAUCUACGGUGAGCUGAAAGAGCUGCGGAAGGAGUUCCGCGAGAGGGAGAGGAAGUGUGCCACUACCCUCGUCGGCGGGAGCAAAGUUGUCCUCGCCACCCUCCACGGCGCCGGGGGCUCCCAGCUGCGGAACCAAGAGUUCGACGUGGUGAUCAUCGACGAGGCCAGCCAGGCUCUGGAGGCGCAGUGCUGGGUUCCGUUGCUCUCUGCCAAGAAGGUUGUGUGCGCCGGCGACCAUUUGCAGUUACCACCUACGAUCAAGUCGAUCAAUUCGAAGGACAAGUCGGGAGGAAAAGAUGCGGCAAAGCCGAUCCGGGGCAUGACCCUCGAGACGACCCUCUUCGAUAGACUGCUCAAACUGCACGGUCCUUCCAUAAAGCGUAUGCUGACGACGCAGUACCGAAUGCAUGAGAAAAUUAUGCGUUUUGCGUCUGACGAGCUAUACGAGUCGAAACUUGUGGCUGCGGACGCUGUCAAGGAUCGCCUUCUGAGCGGCCUCGAGUACGAUGUGGAGGAGGGAGAAAACACUACAGAGCCUCUUAUAUUCAUUGACACACAGGGAGGAGACUUCCCGGAACGGACUGAAGAGGACAGUAAGGAUGGCCCGAAGAAAGGUAGGGGAAGUUUGCUUGGGGAUAGUAGAAGCAAUGAGAUGGAGGCUGCUCUGGUCCGGCAACACGUCAAGGAACUGGUCGAAGCUGGCGUCAAAGCGGAGGAUAUUGCAAUCGUUACCCCAUAUAAUGCCCAGCUGGCUGUAUUGGCUCCCCUCAAAGAGAAAUUCCCUGGCAUCGAACUCGGCAGUGUCGACGGUUUCCAAGGCCGUGAGAAAGAAGCAGUAAUUGUUACCCUCGUCAGGAGUAACACAGAGGGAGAGGUGGGCUUCCUGUCGGAGAAGCGGCGGCUCAACGUGGCAAUGACCCGCCCCAAGCGAUCUCUGACAGUCAUUGGGGACUCGGACACAAUCAAGAGGGGAGGAAAUUUUUUGAAACGGUGGAUGGAGUUCUUAGAAGAAAAUGCAGACCUCAGAUACCCUGAUGCUUCGGCCCUUUCCUUGGAGGCUUGA
Clonostachys rhizophaga is the source of this 2070-nucleotide messenger RNA. The record is from the annotation of a GenBank genome assembly. Lineage: Eukaryota; Fungi; Ascomycota; Sordariomycetes; Hypocreales; Bionectriaceae.